Molecule: messenger RNA, 2187 nt
Organism: Fraxinus pennsylvanica
Lineage: Eukaryota; Viridiplantae; Streptophyta; Magnoliopsida; Lamiales; Oleaceae
Source: the annotation of a GenBank genome assembly
AUGGAAAAUAAUUCUGCUGAAAUCCCACCUCCAAAUUGGAUUGAUCCCGCCAAAACCCUAGACGGACAAACCUUGGAUCAACGCACGGGUUCUUACUCCAAACUCGAAAAUCCUUUAAUUGUUGAAAAUUCAUCGACGUUGGGCUCUGAAGAGUUGCAGGACGAUUCUGACUUGCUAGACGCAUUUUUGUACAUGGAUGAAGAGAACGAGGAGAAAGAGAGUGAAAUUAGAGAGGAUGAACACUCGAAUUGGUCACCGACCACCGCUUUUUCUGCCGGGCCGUGCUCCAAAAAUUUUGAUUUCAACGGAGAAUCUUUGGCUUUGAAUAUUAAACCCUCGGCCUCAGAUUGGGGUAAAUGGCCUUCACCAAAAAGACCGGCCGAAAUUGAAUCCAAUACACCUGUUUUGACUUUACUAUUGGAAGAUGCCAAGCCUGUAAUAGUGGGAGCAGGUUUUGCAAAUUUGGGCAACACGUGCUUUCUGAAUGCAGUGUUACAAUGCUUUAUACACACUGUGCCACUUCUUCAAGGCCUUUUUUACUCUUCCCAUUCGACUCCUUGUCAAUUUUACAGUGAUGGGUUCUGUGUGCUCUGUGAUCUGCGUGAGCUUGUUGAACUUUCAUUGAUUUCUGCUGGCAGAACUGUCACCCCUGGGAAGCUUGUCAACAAUCUGAGCUAUUUUUCAUCAAGUUUCAGAAGGUUUCAACAGGAAGAUGCUCAUGAAUUUCUGCAGUGCUUUUUGGAUAGACUUGAAAGUUCUGAAAAUUCAAAGCUGAAAGCAGUGUCUUCACGGAAUGACAACUUUGUGAAGCAGGUUUUUGGUGGUCGUCUUGUCAGCAAACUAAAGUGUUGCAACUGUGGUCACAGUUCUGACACUUAUGAGCCAUCAAUAGACCUAAGUUUGGAGAUUGAGGAUGUAGACACGCUGUUAAUAGCUUUACAAUCCUUCACAAAGGUUGAAAAAAUUGAAGAUCCAGAGACUAGGUUUACAUGUGAAGAGUGUAAGGAGCAAGUAUCAGUUGAGAAACAACUUGUGUUGGACUGUGCCCCUUCAAUUGCUGCAUUUCACUUGAAGAGAUUCAAAAGUGAUGGUUGUUAUGUUGAAAAGAUUGACAAGCAUGUGGCAUUUCCACUAGAGUUGGAUUUGCUGCCUUUCACUGGUGGUAAUAAAACAAAUGAUCCAGAACUUAAAUAUGAACUUUAUGCUGUUGUCGUGCACGUUGGAUACACAUCUACUUCGGGCCACUAUUAUUGCUUCAUUCGUGUAUCCCCUGAUACAUGGUGCAAGUUUGAUGAUUCCAAGGUCGUUCGGGUUCAUGAGCAGUUUGUACUGUCACAGGAGGCAUACAUUCUCUUUUAUGCAAAACAGGGCACCACCUGGUUUUCAAAUUUCAUUGAAUCUCAAAAACUAGGCAUCCACUCAACUAUAUUGAACACCUCUCCCAAAUCAGUGUUGGAUAAUGCAGACAUCUAUGCAUCUCCUGUUGUGCAAAAUUAUCACAGUUCUGAUGUCAAUGGAAGAAAUGACACUGCUGAUGAAUCUCUUCCAGAGGAUUAUGGUGAACCAAAACAUAGUGGAGUUGAGAACAUUGAAAAUAAAGAUAAUCGAUCAAGUACAAUAGAUGAUUUGCCCAAAGAGUCUACUUCAUUGCCAAUGGUAGCAAGUAAUUCAUCCAAUGUAACUUCACAUGUUGCUCACAAAGUAAUUUCUUCAAGUUCACUAAAAAAAAUUAACAUCGAGGACGUUGGUGCUGUUGGAAAUAAACCAAAUAUUACUUUAACACCUCAGAGAUCUUCAAGUCCGGAGAUUUACAGAGAAGACCAACCAGAUGCUGGUUUAUCUAUUCCGCGUGACCAUCUGAGGUUGGUGGAUAGUAUAUCUUGUAAGAGAAAAUUGGAGAAGGAUUUGGAUGAUCUGGAAACAAAGCAGGCCUUUUCAUUAAUAAAGAAAAGCAUUCCGGGUUUCAGAGGUCAGCAGUUAAUGGCUGCAUUGAUGGGGCCACGCAGUGAAGGUGCUGUGAAUAAGAAGAGGAGUAAAAGAAUAAGUUCAUCUCCAAAUAGAGGUGAACAUGAUUUCUUGCAGGUAGUCUCAGAUGAACGGGUUAGUUUUCGUAAAUCUGUUAAAUGGAUGGUCCAUGUAGUUUUUACUGGAUAUUUUGUUGGAAUUUCUGUUUCAACAAAUAGGUGA